CCAAUGGAAAUCUUAAUAUUUAACUCAAUCUUAAUUCCAAUCCCAAAUACCAAGUAACCAAAAGAAAGAGGAAAUCUUAAUAUUUCUACCUCCUCACACUCUCUUCACUCUUAGGCCACUUUCACUAUUUCGACAAUACAGAAAGAAGAGGCCUGAUUCUAUACAGAGUUGGCAUUGGUAUCUAAAAUGGCUGGUCAUGAAGAGAAGACUGUUACUUCUGAUGCCAAAGCAGGGAAUAUGAUUUUUGAGCCUAUCCUGGAGGAUGGAGUUUUUCGAUUUGAUUGCUCAUAUCCCAGUCUUUCAUUCAUCACUACUAAGGAUAGGGACACACCAAUCAUCAGUCAUCCAGUUCCCUCAUAUAUCCCUACUUUUGAAUGUGUUUUAGGAAAGCAGAUUGUCAAACUUGAGCUUCCCACUGGUACUUCCUUCUAUGGAACUGGAGAAGUUAGUGGACCACUUGAGCGGACAGGGAAGAGAGUUUUCACAUGGAACACAGAUUCAUAUGGUUAUGGUCCUGAAACUAUGCCCUUGUAUCAAUCACAUCCUUGGGUGCUAGCUAUUCUUCCAAAUGGAGAGGCACUAGGAGUUCUUGCUGACACAACACAACGUUGUGAGAUUGAUUUGAGGAAGGAAUCAAUUAUUCAAUUCAUUGCUUCAGCCUCAUAUCCUGUCAUUACAUUUGGUCCGUUUGCUUCUCCCACUGCUGUCCUGAAAUCUUUAUCUCAUGCAAUUGGAACUGUUUUUAUGCCUCCAAAGUGGGCCUUAGGUUAUCAACAAUGCCGUUGGAGCUAUAAUUCUGAUAAAAGAGUUCGUGAGAUUGCCGAAACAUUUAGGAAGAAGGGCAUUCCUUGUGAUGUCAUAUGGAUGGACAUUGACUACAUGGAUGGUUUUCGCUGUUUCACAUUUGACCAGGAACGUUUUCCAGAUCCACAAUCUUUGGUGAAAGAUCUCAAUGAUAUGGGUUUUAAAGCAACUUGGAUGCUUGACCCUGGUAUCAAAUGUGAAGAAGGUUAUUUUGUGUAUGAUAGUGGUUCUGAAAGUGAUGUUUGGGUUCAAAGAGCAGAUGGAAGACCAUUUAUUGGGGAGGUGUGGCCUGGGCCUUGUGUUUUCCCUGACUUCACACAAUCAAAGGUUCGCUCUUGGUGGGCUAGUUUAGUUAAAGAUUUCAUUCCUAAUGGCGUUGAUGGCAUAUGGAAUGAUAUGAAUGAGCCGGCUGUUUUUAAGGUAGCAACAAAGACAAUGCCUGAAAGCAAUAUUCAUCGAGGAGAUGAUGAACUUGGGGGUUGUCAGGAGCACUCAUACUAUCACAAUGUAUUUGGCAUGCUGAUGGCAAGAUCAACAUUUGAAGGCAUGAAAUUAGCCAAUGAAAAUAAGCGUCCCUUUGUUCUUACUAGGGCUGGAUUUAUUGGCAGUCAAAAGUAUGCUGCAACAUGGACAGGAGACAACGUUUCAAAUUGGGAGCAUCUGCACAUGUCCAUCUCCAUGGUUCUUCAAUUGGGACUCAGUGGUCAACCAUUUUCAGGACCUGAUAUUGGCGGAUUUGUUGAAAAUGCAACGCCUAAGCUUUUUGGAAGGUGGAUGGGCGUCGGUGCAAUGUUUCCUUUCUGUCGUGGGCAUUCUAAAAAAGGCUCUUUUGACCAUGAGCCAUGGUCUUUUGGAGAUGAGUGUGAAGAAGUUUGUCGUCGGGCUUUGAAGAGACGUUAUCGCCUUAUACCACACUUAUAUACUCUGUUUUAUGAUGCUCAUAUAAUGGGUACACCAGUGAUGACUCCUACCUUCUUCGCUGAUCCAACAAAUCCUAGCUUAAGGACCAUUGAAAAUUCCUUCCUUUUGGGUCCACUUCUGGUUUAUGCAAGCACUAUUCCUGAUCAGGGAACAGAAGAAUCACAGCAUGAACUGCCUAAAGGAAUCUGGUUGAGAUUUGAUUUUGAUGAUUCACAUCCGGAUUUGCCAACUUUAUACUUGCAAGGUGGAUCAAUAAUUCCUUUGGGGCCCCCUCAUCAGCAUGUUGGUGAAGCUAAUUUUUCUGAUGACUUGACGCUGGUUGUAGCUUUAGAUGAAAAAGGGCAAGCUAAAGGUGUAUUAUUUGAAGAUGAUGGUGAUGGAUAUGAAUUCACCAAGGGUGGAUAUUUGCUUACACAUUAUGUUGCUGAACGUCGAUAUUCAGUCAUUAUUGUUAGAGUUUCGAAAACAGAAGGGUCUUGGAAGAGGCCCAAAAGACGCCUGCAAGUGCUAUUAUUGCUUGGUGAAGGUGCAAUGAUUAAAGCAUGGGGCAUGGAUGGAGGUUUUGUGAUAAUUUGGAUGCCUUCAGAACUUGAUGUUUCUGAGUUGGUAUCAACAAGCGAGAAACAUUAUAAGACUCGUUUAGAAGGUUCUAAGCAUAUCCCAGAUGUUGAAGACAUUUCAGGAUCAAAGGGUGUAGAGCUUUCUAGAAUCGCUAUUGAACUGAAAUGUGGUGAUUGGAUUGUUAAAAUAGUUCCCUGGAUUGGGGGUAGAAUUAUUUCCAUGGGGCACCUUCCUUCAGGAACACAGUGGCUUCAUAGCAGAAUUGAGAUUGAUGGAUAUGAAGAAUAUAGUGGCACUGAGUACCCGUCAGCAGGAUGCUAUGAAGAAUACAACAUCAUUGAGCGGGAUUUUGAGCAUGCAGGAGAGAAUGAAUCUCUGAUAUUAGAAGGUGAUAUUGGUGGGGGAUUGGUUCUUCAACGGAAGAUAUCUAUUCGAAAAGAUGAUCCAAAGAUUCUUCAUAUCGACUCUAGCAUUAUAGCCCAAAAAGUAGGAGCUGGUUCAGGUGGAUUUUCAAGGCUGGUUUGCUUGAGAGUACAUCCAACCUUUAUUGUCUUACAUCCCAUGGAAACUUUUGUCUCAUUCACUUCUAUUGAUGGAUCGAAGCAUGAAAUUCAGCCUGAAUCUGGAGAUCGAUUUUAUGAAGGGAAUCUUUUGCCAAACGGAGAAUGGAUGCUUGUUGAUAAAUGUCUUGGUAUUGCGUUAGUCAACCAAUUUAAUGUCAAUGAGGUCUGUAAGUGUUUCAUCCACUGGGGAACUGGAACAGUUAAUCUGGAGCUGUGGUCUGAAGAUAGGCCUGUUUCAAGGCACUCUCCUCUCAUAAUUUCCCAUCAAUAUGAAGUUAGAGGAACCUCUUAGUUGCUUGUAUUAUCAAUUGUACUUGUAAAACUUCUGUCAGAAUAAGCUGUGUGCUAUAACACUAUGCAACUUGGAAUUCUAUUAUACAACCAGAAACUACUAAGUAUGUGUGUGGAACUUUUGGGGAUUACCCAAAGAGAUUGCUUUAUCUACAAACAUUUGGAUUUCUAGCA
This is a messenger RNA of Hevea brasiliensis (rubber tree), 3314 nucleotides long. RefSeq lists its product as uncharacterized. Gene Ontology annotation, molecular function: hydrolase activity, hydrolyzing O-glycosyl compounds; carbohydrate binding. Lineage: Eukaryota; Viridiplantae; Streptophyta; Magnoliopsida; Malpighiales; Euphorbiaceae. The record is from RefSeq and is a predicted model, not a curated record. Gene Ontology annotation, biological process: carbohydrate metabolic process. Bases 187 to 3141 code for a protein of 984 amino acids. The transcript is spliced from 23 exons.